AUGGAUGUGGAAUGCUGCAACAACGUGUUGGUUGUCGCGGUGACAAAUCACAGUGAUCGUAAUUCCAAGCCACCACAAGAGGCACUGAUGACUGUCGUCAACCCACCUGAAUAUGAAUUCGAUUCAGAUGUUCUAUGCGGUACCUUGAUGGACUUUCAUCGACGUUUGGGACACCUUUGUUUCGACACGAUCGUCAAGGUGGCGAACGAUCCGGCAUCAUGCAUCCGACUGACUGAUUCGACACGUCAAAAGUGUCUGGCCUGUGCCCAGGGAAAACAGACGAAGGGAGCCCAGUCGAAGAGAGAUACAGGCGCGAAUUCGCCAAUCGACGCGAUCGGGGGAGUCAUGUGUUCGAACCUUAAGGGUCCCAUCACCCUUCGAGAUCGUUUGGGAAAUAGGUACAUGGUCAACUUCAUCGACCACCAUUCGAGUUACUGUCGAAUAUUUUUGGCCAAGUCGAAGGACGCAGCCGCGUCAAAGUUCAAGCUCUUCAUGGCAAACUUCGAGCGCGAGUUCAAUUGCAAGGUUCAUGUCUUACGCACCGAUGGAGGUGGCGAAUACAAGACACUCGAUAUUUUCUGCUCUUCGGAAGGCGUCUUGCGUCAAGUAAGCGAGGCGAAAAACCAAGCAAGCAACGGCAAGGCUGAACGGAUGCACCGCACCGUCAUGAACAUGGUGCGUAGUAUGAUCUUUGCAUCAAACCUGCCGCUCUCAUUUUGGGGUGAUGCUGCAGAGUACGCCUCGUGCAUACUGAAUCGAAGCAAAACCAAGUCCAACCCCGGAUGUGCAUCGCCCUUGGAGAUCCUGACAGGCAAGGCUCCCGUGCUGACAGACAUUGUGGCCUUUGGUUCAACAUGCACUGCGCACAGAGACCCGAAGAACAAGUCACUCGGUGAACGAGGAAAGGCGGGCAUCGUCAUUGGGCGAGGCAGCAAAACGAAGGGAUACAAGGUGUAUAUCCCAGUGGAUAAGGUGGUCGUGGUGACUCAACAUGUUCAAAACAUUGAAGCACCACAGGAUGACCAUGAUGAGAGAAAUACCUGUCCAGACACGGCACGACGUCAGGACGAGCCAGGCCCUGAUCAUCAGGCGGAUGAAGAAGAUCGGCAAGAUGGUGUGAAACGUGCGAAGCAGGUCAGAAAAGGUCGAAAGUUGACAUGGACCAGAGAGCGACAUGGGACAAGAUCGACAACGUCAAGUCAACCAAAGAUGGUUGAAGUGGACACCUCGGUGGACGGUUGCGACAUCGUGAACGCGAUCGUCGAGCAAGACCCGAAGCACUAUGGUGAGGCAAUGAAGAGUGGACAACGCGACCAAUGGCAGGUAGCCAUGACCGAAGAAUUGGACGCACUCGAGGCGAACGACGUUUGGAAGAUCGUAGUGCCACAAAGAAAUGCACACGUGUUGCACAACAAGUAG
Peronospora matthiolae is the source of this 1419-nucleotide messenger RNA. The record is from the annotation of a GenBank genome assembly. Lineage: Eukaryota; Oomycota; Peronosporomycetes; Peronosporales; Peronosporaceae.